Triticum dicoccoides is the source of this 1183-nucleotide messenger RNA. RefSeq names its product cytosolic sulfotransferase 7-like. The record is from RefSeq and is a predicted model, not a curated record. Gene Ontology annotation, molecular function: sulfotransferase activity. Lineage: Eukaryota; Viridiplantae; Streptophyta; Magnoliopsida; Poales; Poaceae. The coding region runs from base 38 to 1006 and encodes 322 amino acids. The transcript has a single exon.
AUGCCAUCGACCCGCGCUCUCUCAAGCUCUCAGUGCCAUGGAUUCUCCUCAUGACGACGGCUUUGCGUCGGAGAUGGCGGAGCUGCCGCUGGAGACGCGGUACCCGCCCUUCGCGCUGCGCCAGUACGCUGGCUUCUGGCUGCCGGAGCGGACGCUGGCGCGCGGCCUCCCGGCGGCACGCGACCGGUUCGCGCCCAGGCCGGACGACGUGCUCCUCGCCAGCUUCCCCAAGUCCAGCACCACGUGGCUCAAGGCGCUUGCCUUCGCGACCGUGCACCGCGCCUCGCACCCACCGUCCGCCGACGACCACCCGCUCCGCCGCCUCAGCCCGCACGGUUGUGUUCCGUUCCUUGAGAUCAGCCUCGCGUUCGCCGACGACGUGGGCGCCGCGGCGGCCGCGCUCGAGGCACUUCCUUCCCCGCGCGUGCUCGCCACGCACCUGCCCUUCUCCCUCCUCCCGGGACACCUCGCCGCCGCCGGCCGGGUCGUGUACAUCUGCCGGGACCCCAAGGACGCGCUCGUCUCCUCGUGGUUCUUCACCAGGAAGGUGUUGGAGCACCUGGGCCUCGACGCGGAGUCCUUAUCGCUCCAGGAGGCCGUGGAGCUCUUCAGCGCGGGGCGCUGCCUCGCCGGCCCGCAGUGGCGGCACGUCGUCAAGUACUGGGAGGCCAGCGUCAGCCAUCGGAACGAGCACAUGGACAGGGUCCUGUUCCUCAGGUACGAGGAGAUGCUCCGCGACCCCGUGGGGAACCUGAGGACGAUGGCAGAGUUCAUGGGGUGCGCCUUCUCCGCGGAGGAGGAGGAGCGAGGGGUGGACCGCGCCAUUGUGGAGCUGUGUAGCAUGGAGAAGCUCAAGAAUGUGGAGGCUAACACGCAGGCGGGUUCGCGCGUGAAGGCCGAUGACUUCUUCCGGAAGGUGGUAGCCGGGGAUUGGAGCAACCACAUGACGCCGGAGAUGGGGAUGAUGGUGGACGAGGCUGUGGAGGACGGGCUCCGAGGGUUUUAGCUUCGCCGACUCAACUCUGGCCAACCCUCAAACUUUGCCCGGCAUGCAGCAGCUCGUGGGCAUGAUGGUUUUCUUUGAUUUUUGUUUUCCUUUUGGUUCAAUAAUGCAUCUUUGUGUCCUUGUUUUUUGGUCCGGUGAUGCGCUCUCUCUCUCUCUCUCUCUCUCUCUCUCUCUCUC